Acaulospora morrowiae is the source of this 510-nucleotide messenger RNA. Lineage: Eukaryota; Fungi; Glomeromycota; Glomeromycetes; Diversisporales; Acaulosporaceae. The record is from the annotation of a GenBank genome assembly.
AUGCCAUUAUUACCGCCAAUAAACUUUCCAAAAUGGCUUGAGGAGAAUUCAGAUAAAUUACAACCUCCAGUGAACAAUUUUCUGUUACAAAGAGGGGAUUUCAUUGUUAUGGUAGUGGGGGGUCCUAAUGCACGUACUGACUAUCAUGUUAACCAAACGGAGGAAUGGUUCUAUCAGUAUAAAGGAGAUAUGAUCCUUAAGGUGGUUGAUAAUGGAGAAUUUAAAGAUAUUACGCUAAAAGAAGGAGACAUGUUCUUGUUACCUGGAAACACGCCACACAAUCCAGUUCGAUUCGCUAAUACUAUUGGAAUUGUGAUGGAAAGAAAUCGCAGACCCGAAGAAAUUGAUCGUCUCAGGUGGUAUUGUGAAAAUUGCAAAGGAAUAGUGUAUGAAGAAUCAUUUUAUUGUUAUGAUCUUGGUACUCAAUUAAAACCUAUCAUUCAAAAAUAUGCAGCCGAAAAUAAUUUAAGAACAUGCAAAUCUUGCGGUCAUGUAAAUACUGCCAAAUAA